Messenger RNA from Portunus trituberculatus (swimming crab), 3124 nucleotides. RefSeq lists its product as uncharacterized. Lineage: Eukaryota; Metazoa; Arthropoda; Malacostraca; Decapoda; Portunidae. Gene Ontology annotation, molecular function: ubiquitin protein ligase binding. The coding region runs from base 255 to 1961 and encodes 568 amino acids. Gene Ontology annotation, cellular component: nucleus; cytoplasm. Gene Ontology annotation, biological process: proteasome-mediated ubiquitin-dependent protein catabolic process; regulation of proteolysis. The record is from RefSeq and is a predicted model, not a curated record. The transcript is spliced from 4 exons.
AGUACCGCACACCACAAACUGGAAGGGGUUACCGCCCGCCGCGCCCGGCCACAUUCAAACUACAAGAUAAGGAACGUGUGUUAGUGUUUUGCUUUUGUUAACAUUUCCCGGCAUUUUACAAGAUGGCGACAGUCGUAUCGAGAAAAGAGAGGCACUGAUAAGUCUUCCAAAUGCUUAGGUAAAUAAGGAAACCUAGUAGCCGCUGACCAAAACAAACUUGAAACAUCAAGCUCUCAGGACUCAGGACAAGCAUCAUGGAGGUGGAGACUGUAGCUGCGGAGAUCAGAUACUCCCUUAAGGUACCAAACCUGUCCAGUUACUGUGAAGGGAAUGAAUUAUAUACGGAAUUCUCCUUGUCAGUGUGCGGGCUACGGUCAAGAUGGGCAGUGAAGGUCCAGCCCUUCCUCUCCUCUAAGCCCAACAAGCCACACCCUCUUAACAGCGACAUUGGCAUCACUCUCUCGUGUCUUGGAAGCAGCAUCACCAACCCUGACAUCGAUAUUUAUUGCAGCAUUGUUGGCAGGGGAGAGGAACAUGAGAGUAAGCUGGAGUUGGUGAAAGAGGAGGAGGAUGGAAAGGCCACACAGUACUGUACUUGGCAGGGUGUGUUGGUGCCCCGUCUGGCUCUGCACGUGUAUGAUCUGCUGCCCCACGAUCAGCUGACGGCUCUUUUACGAUUUGUGAUCAGAACGGAUGAUGUUUGGGGAAAUGAUGAUCCUUUGGAGGAACUAAGUACCCAGAUAGGAAAGUUGAGGAAAGGUAAAUGCCCUGGUGAUGUUAGUAUUUUGACGUCAGAUGGUGUGACUAUAUGUGCCCACAGUCAUGUCCUUCACGCCCGCUCCAGCCUGUUAAGGGAAAGAAUUCUAGAUGUUCCGGAAGAAAUUACAUCACUUAGUAUUAAGAAACACCAAAUGAAAGAAAAUGUAUCGGAAAUAGACUCACAGACGCCCCUGAGCAGUUUUUUCGGGAGUGACGUGUCAUCUUCAGGUUACACCAGUAACACUUUAUCAUCCACAAACUCCACAAGCAUGUCACUUAAUGUUUCCAGCCCAAACCACCCCAAAUCAGUCAACAUUUCCAGCCCACUCCAGCCAAAGUCAGCUAACCUCUUCAGUCCAAACUGCAACAAAUUGGCUAAAGUUUCCAGUCCAUACCGCCCCAAGUCGGCGAACAUUUCCAGUCCGUCCAUCUCUAGGUCGCCACUGAGAACUGACAGGGUUACACCAAGGUCUGGAGGUCGUGUGACUGUCGCCUCCCCUGGCCGCCUCCUUACCCCUUCACACUCCACCGGACAGAGGCGUUGCCAUGGUGGAAUCUCCUCAUCUGCACCGGCAGACAAGAGACCUUACUCUCCAUCCAAGGUCUCCCCCAGUAAGCGUCUGUCACCCAAGGUUAGUCAAGACAUGCCCUGCCAUAGAAUCCUGCAGUGGGAAGAUCAGUUGCCCAAGUCAAGACAACCAUCACCGCUCCCUCCUCUUUUCUGUGACUCGGUAAAUUCCUCCUCAUCCAGCUCUGCAUUCAGCAAAUCUGCCUUGAAGGAACUAGAGUUGAAUAUCCAGAGGUCGCCUGGUAGAGAUCAUACUGUCAAACUGAACAUGUCUGCCUCUGUCGCUGAGGCAAUGCUGGAUUGGAUUUAUACUGGUGAGUGCAGUGACCUGGCACACCUGGCCAAGCCUUUACUGGUGGCAGGGAAGAGGCAUGGUGUGGAGGGGCUGGUGGUAGCAUGUGAGCAGUACCUGGCAGCAACCCUCACCCCAGCCACUGCCCCACACAUCCUCCUGCUGGCCCACAAGUACUCGGCUCACUCUCUGUGCUCUGCCUCCAUGAAGUAUGCUGUCUCUCGGGCCAAGGAGGUCACAAACCAACCAUCCUGGUCCAUUGUGGCCAGCUGUGCCCCAGCCCUCAUGACUAGAUUUUCCCGCCUCCUAGCCCUCCAUGCCCACCCUGGCCGCAGGAGGUGACUGGCUCUUGUUACACCACCACCUCAUCACCCACACACUACUGGACAAGAUGAGUGUGUGGUUGAGAUCUACCUCCUCUACACAGACCUUACCCAUCUUUGUUCCCAGGUCAGUGAAUGCAAUGCAUGGGUAGCAUUUGAUGGGCUGUAUCACUAUGUAUGAUUAAGAGAUUACAAUUGUGUUGGCAUGUGUAGGGAAACAUAAGAUCUGUACCACGUAUCUUUCUUCCCAUUAGUCAGUCUUUACUGAACAUUCUAGUGAUGUAUAUUUGGUUGUGCUCUGGUAUCCUAAAUGCUUUGUACAUUCCAUUUCUUAACAAUGAAUGAUUGGGUAACUAUUUCCUGUAUUGUAAUGUAUGGGUGUGUAUUAUAUUACUGAGGUUGAGAUUGAGUGCCCAAGUAGUGAUGGUACAGAGUCCAGUGAAUUCCAUGUCUAUAAACCAAAUACACCAAUGUAUGAACUAAUAAAUUGUCAUGCAUGAAGAGCUUUGCAGGACCAAGAAACAAGAAAAGAACUGGAAAUGUGGUAAGUGGAGGUAUUUCCUUGUGGGUCCUUUACUGUGUGAAGUAUUUUGCAUGGUAUAUCAUCACCACUGGGCAAGUAUACUGUACAUAGAUGUGUGCUAUAGUGUAAUGAGGUGUGAGAAUGUCAACUCAGCAUUAUAUCCCCUUGUAUUCUCUUGUGACCAGAAGUUAGCUGCCUUGUACCCCAUGUGAUACUUGGUACAAUGGCAACACACUCACUAAAUGUUAUGCUAUUAGAAUUCCCCAUUGGAGCAUUGCAGAAACACUGAGAAAUUGAUCCAGUGUAACCAAGGAAGGGAAUGGCUGGGAGAUCAAACCUCUGACGGAAAAUCCAUUGUAACAUUUAGUCGUAUGUGUUGCUGACCAAAUUAGAAUUGCUUUUAUAUAGUAAGCUGAGUAACCUGUCUGUCUCUGUGCAAGGUAGUGGUUCUUUUAAAGUAAGGCAGGUGAGACAAGACUCACCUCACUGUAGCAAUGGCAAUAAGGGUUCUCAGCCUCCUCACUCUGUCACUUACAUAGCAUUUCUCAAUACUAUGCAACUUUUUAUAGUAUGUAACACUAACAACAUGAAAGAUAUAUUCUUGAAUAGAUAUAUAAUGUCAUAAUGAAAUUAUUAUACAAAUGAAUUAUUGAUAUUAA